AUGGAUAGGCUUCUAGCGGAGAGCGCUGCUCUCGUCUCAAUUCCGCUCCCUCAAGAAGAAGAUCGCUACGACAAAGCUGCAAAGGCGCUGGUGGCCAAAUUGAGCAAGCUAUCUCCUCUGGAACUCGCACCUGCGAAAGAUGAUCUUGAUGCAACUCCGCCCUUCUCUCACACCAUUCUCUACACCUACAUCCUUGUAGCAGGCAUCGAAGCAUCUGCAGCCAGCGGAAAAGCGCCCCCGAGGCAACUACCGUCAACCGCUCUACCAGAAGGUGCACUGUGGCCUUACAUCACUCAGCUUCUCUUCGAAUUCGACCCCAUUCAGACACGAUAUUGCGGCAUUCAAUUCAUGCGAAUUGUCGACUGCGUUGCCUUAGGCGCAGAGCAGACCGCUAAUUACGUCCCUGCUAUCCAACUGCUUCACCAUGUCAUCCUGAGACUCGACAACACCUCUUCUACCCUUACUUCCACACACCGCGCAUUCCUCCGCCUUUGUCUGCUGUCACAAGCAUACGCUGAAGCUGUGCAUAUUCUAGACCAGCCGAUCUAUCACAUUCCUUCCAGACAUGACACCCGCACAAAUAGAUGUCUUUGUUCGGAUUCGGAUCAAACAUGGAUCUUUCUGAGCCCAGGUACAGGUCUCAGCCAACCCAUUACAAGUCGGACAUAUCUCGAAUACUAUCUGAUGGGCGGCAUGUGCUACAUGGCUUUGAGGAGAUACAAAGAUGCCCUGUUUUUUCUCGAGGUUGUUCUUACGGCACCCACUCUUCAAAAUAUCGCUAGCGCUAUCAUGGUUGAGGCCUACAAAAAGUGGCUGUUUGUUGGUCUAUUGCUGACCGGCACCACCCCGCCAAUACCGAAAUCUGUUGGUUCGAAUGCAAUCAGACAUAUUCGAGCGCUUGCUAAACCAUAUGAAAGUGUCGCUGAGGCUUUUAAAGGCUCCAACAUCGGACAAUUGCGUGCAGAAAUUGAGGCAGGCAAUCAUAUUUGGCAAGAUGACGGAAACUAUGGUCUCGCGAUCGAAGUCUAUCAGGCUUUCCGGAAAUUUGCGGUCCAGAAAUUAAGCAGAACAUUCGCAGCCCUUUCAAUAGCGGAAGUUGCGAAGCGGACUUCGCCAGAUCCGUCAGACAUUGCUGAGACAAAAGCAUAUGUUGAGACGUUGAUUGUGGGCGGAGACCUAAGUGCGGUCAUCACAGACGGAGAAAGCGGCGCUCAGACUCUCCGGUUCUUGCCCACAUCGGCAUCCACACGGCCAGAAGCACAAGUGGGCGCGGCGCUGGCCUCGCAGACACAGGAGCUACAAACCCUUCUCAAACAUGUCCAGGACACUGAACAUCGCAUGGAAGUCACCAAAGAGUACAUUGAUUAUCUCAAGAAGCUCAAGAAGGCCAGAGAUGAAAAGAAGAGCGGCGGAAAGGGUAGUAGCAAGGCAGCCGUUGAUGAAGACAUUGAUGAAGACAUGAUGGAAGAAAUCUAG
Molecule: messenger RNA, 1476 nt
Organism: Cladophialophora psammophila CBS 110553
Lineage: Eukaryota; Fungi; Ascomycota; Eurotiomycetes; Chaetothyriales; Herpotrichiellaceae
Exons: 2
Coding region: 1-1476 (491 amino acids)
Biological process (GO): ubiquitin-dependent protein catabolic process
Cellular component (GO): COP9 signalosome
Source: RefSeq, a predicted model, not a curated record